GCUCGUGCUCCCAACGUUACAUUCACAAGAAGGAUUGCGGCUCCUCGGUUCUGAAAGGGAUCCGGUUGACAGAGUAAUGUUCUGCCACACGAAAUUUUAGGAGUACCCGAAUGAAAGAGCCGUGAUUGGAACUGAAAUCGGAACAUUGUUUUGUGGGAGAGCAUUCGUCCCGAGUGGAAAGGAAAUCAGUGCUUGCAUUUUAACUGUACUGUUUGAAGACAGUGCACACACAAGUGUAGACUCGGAUCCACCUCGUAGACACCUUUUUUUGGCGACGCUUUUUCUGCGUUGCAAACCUGUCCUUACCUGCCUGGGUUCUGAUUGCUUGCUCAGUCGUUUCUAGGAACACCCGCUCGCUUUUUUUCUACCGCUGAAACUGCAGUCUGUCUAAGGGAGAGCGGAAUCCGUCGACGUCAUUUAAAGGGAUUAUCGUUGUUUGUAUCUAGCUAGCCAUAACUGUCUCUGACUCCGGUUUGCGUGUCUCUAAUCAAGCGUAUAGUCCAGGAGUUUAUCAAUAGAUUCAUAUCGUUGGACCUACAAAUACAGGAGGCGCCAGAACUCGUCGUAAAGCUUCUCCGAACCCUCAACUACAACCAGAUUUGGACGCGUACAAGUUUCUGCAGCUGACAGGAAAAGGGAACCGAGCAAAAUGCCACUCGCACAACUAGCAGACCCCUGGCCUAAAAUGGAGCUGGUCCAACUGGAGACCGAGAAUGGCCAGAGCACCACGGAGGACGGAGUCACACCUGCAGUCAAGGACAGAUCUCACAUUACCUGGGUAGAGAAGGAUUUUGCCAAAGUAAAACCCAAGGAUGAUGAUGUCAUCAAGGAGAUCAACAUCACGCAUGUGGUCAAGGAGGGUGCGGAAAAAGCCGACGCCUCUCAGUUUGAGCUCCUCAAAGUGCUGGGACAGGGCUCCUUUGGGAAGGUGUUUCUGGUGCGUAAAAUCACCCCUCCCGACAGCAGCCAGCUGUACGCCAUGAAGGUGCUGAGGAAGGCCACGCUGAAAGUGAGAGACCGCGUCAGAACUAAGAUGGAGAGGGAUAUCCUGGCCGAUGUCAAUCACCCGUUUGUCGUCAAGCUCCACUAUGCAUUUCAGACUGAGGGGAAGCUGUACCUCAUUCUGGAUUUCCUCAGAGGAGGGGACCUGUUCACCAGGUUGUCGAAGGAGGUGAUGUUCACAGAGGAAGAUGUGAAAUUCUACCUGGCAGAGCUGGCCUUGGGACUAGACCAUCUACAUGGCCUGGGCAUCAUCUACAGAGACCUCAAACCUGAGAACAUUCUGCUGGAUGAGGAGGGACACAUCAAACUCACAGACUUUGGCCUGUGCAAGGAAGCCAUCGACCACGAGAAGAAGGCCUACUCCUUCUGUGGUACGGUGGAAUACAUGGCUCCUGAGGUGGUGAACCGGCAGGGUCACAUCCACAGCGCCGACUGGUGGUCAUUUGGGGUACUGAUGUUUGAGAUGCUGACCGGGUCAUUGCCAUUCCAAGGGAAGGACCGGAAGGAAACCAUGAACCUCAUCCUCAAGGCCAAACUGGGCAUGCCCCAGUUCCUGAGCACGGAGGCACAGAGUCUCCUUAGAGCCCUCUUUAAGAGGAACCCUGCCAACAGGCUAGCGUCUGGUCCUGACGGGGCAGAGGAGAUCAAGCGGCACUCCUUUUUCUCCACCAUAGACUGGAAUAAACUGUUCCGGAGAGAGAUCAAGCCCCCUUUCAGGCCGGCAGUGGCACGGCCCGACGACACCUUCUACUUCGACUCCGAGUUCACCUCCCGCACCCCGAAAGACUCCCCCGGUGUUCCUCCCAGUGCUGGCGCUCAUCAGCUGUUCCGUGGAUUUAGCUUUGUUGCCACGGCGAUGCUGGAGGAGGAGGGGGUGGAAGAGGUGGUCCAAGCCAAGCCUCACCCUGUGGUGCAGCAGCUUCACGGAAAGAACAUACUCUUCAGCGACGGCUACGUGGUGAAGGAGGACAUCGGCAUGGGUUCGUACUCCGUGUGCAAACGCUGCGUACACAAAAGCACCAACACGGAGUACGCCGUCAAGGUGAUUGACAAGACAAAGACCGACCCGACAGAAGAGAUAGAGAUUCUCCUGAGAUAUGGUCAACACCCCAACAUCAUCACCCUAAAGGACGUGUAUGAUAGCGGGAAGCAGGUGUAUCUGGUGACAGAGCUGAUGAGGGGCGGGGAGCUCCUGGACAGGAUUCUCAAGCAGAAGUCUUUCUCUGAGCGUGAGGCCAGCGCUGUCCUCUACACCAUCACCAAGACUGUGGAGUACCUGCACUCUCAGGGGGUGGUGCACAGGGACCUGAAGCCCAGUAAUCUGUAUGUGGACGAGUCCGGGAACCCCGAGUCCCUGCGGAUCUGCGACUUCGGCUUCGCCAAGCAGCUGCGCGCCGACAACGGGCUGCUCAUGACGCCCUGCUACACCGCCAACUUCGUGGCCCCCGAGGUACUGAAGAGGCAGGGGUAUGAUGAGGGCUGUGACAUCUGGAGUUUGGGGGUCCUGCUCUACACCAUGCUGGCUGGAUUCACGCCAUUCGCCAACGGCCCCGAGGACACGCCCGACGACAUCCUCAGCCGAAUCGGGAGCGGCCGCUUCACGCUGAAGGGCGGGAACUGGGACACCAUCUCGGACAGCGCCAAGGAGCUGGUGUCGAAGAUGCUGCACGUCGACCCUCACCAGCGGCUGACCGCCAUGCAGGUGCUGAAGCACCCCUGGAUCGUCCACCGCGACAAGCUGCCCAACAGCCAGCUCCAGCACCAGGACCCCAAGCUCGUCAAGGGGGCGAUGGCGGCCACGUACUCGGCGCUGAAGAGCUCGGUGCCCACGCCGCACCUGAAGCCCAUCGAGUCGUCCAUCCUGGCCCAGCGGCGGGUGAAGAAGCUGCCCUCCACCUCCCUGUAGAGCGACGCAGAAACCGCCAGACCCGCGCCGUCCGGGCCAGCGUUGCCAUUGGCUCCCUCCUCUGACCGGAGCGCCGCGGGCAGCCAAUCACAGUGGGCCGAGAUCAAGACGUGACUUUGGGGGGGUGGGGGUGGGGAUGGGGUGAGGUAGGGGCGGGGGAGCAUCCACGAUUGCAGAACUUUUUCGACUAGAGGUGUGUGUGUGUAUGUGUUUACGUGCGUGCGUGCGUGCGUGUACGUGUGUGUGUGUUCGGCUGCAUUUGUAUGGCUGCGUGUGUCUGCAUGCGUGUGUGCGGUACAUGCACGCGUGUUUGCGUGCGUAUUAGACAGAGACUGCCCGCGACAGUAAAAGUAAUUAAAAGAAUACAUUUAGAAUGUCUGGCAUGGGCAUUCUACUCUCCGCACUGGGGGACAGUGCGUUUGGCAUUGUUAAUAUCUGCUUCUUUAACGAGACUGCAAUAUUUUGUCGUUUGAAAGCCAGCUGCACGUCUGUGUGUUUUAGUAUCUCCCCCCCCCCCCCUUUUCAAAUUGAUCAGCUUUAAGUGUUUGUACCGCUAACUUUAGGUUCACUUGCACCUGCUCCUAACCUAUGGGGGGGUAUGUCCGUUUAUUGCAUCAUGGCUAUCUCCUCGCUGUUUGGUUGCCAGGGAAACCAGCGUCCUCCAGGUAGCCUUGGCGGGGGAAUACGUGCACGGCGGACAUCGUUAUCGAAUCUCCUUUUUACGGAGCUGUCGGGCGAACUCGUUCAGCUUUUUUGGUUCUUCGGAGAGGAAGCGGUCACUGUUGCAUGAUGGGAAACUGAGUCUUAAGAAAGGGAAGACGUGUUGAAGACUUGAUUUGUGCGUAGUACAUCUUUACUUUAUGUUCACCCUCUGUUGCUAUUCUCACAAUGCUGGCUCUCACAAUUGACGGUUUAAAACGUGUUCAGUAUUUUUGAUGUAAAAAAAAGAAAAAAAAAAGAAAGACAAACAGAAAAAAUAAAAAGUAAAUAUAUAUAUAUGUAUAUGCUAGAAAGACCUGACCUUGAGUCGUGCGUUGGAGAUUUCUUUUGGAAAUUUUGCGUUUGCAUUUAACGUUGUUGAAUUUCGUUGCUUUUUGUUUCUUGUCUCGUUCUUGUUCUGUUUUUUUAUUUUUUUGUUUUCUUAUGCAUGUAAUGCAUCGAUAGAAUGCUUAUCUGUAACAGCAGACAGGAUAAUCAUAGUGAAAUAAUGGUGGGGUUUUUGUUUUUUUGGGUGUUUUUUUGUCUCUUACACUUUUCUGUGUGUCAAUGUCAAGUAGUGUGGGAGCUGGCUGAUUGUAACCUCAAAUGCACUCCUAAUCAUCUGUAAAAAUAAAAUAAAAAACAAAAAGAAAUUUAUUUAAAAAAAAGAAAAGAAAAAAAAGAUUUUUCAGUACCUUAAA
Molecule: messenger RNA, 4308 nt
Organism: Anguilla rostrata (American eel)
Lineage: Eukaryota; Metazoa; Chordata; Actinopteri; Anguilliformes; Anguillidae
Gene: rps6ka1
Product: ribosomal protein S6 kinase a, polypeptide 1
Biological process (GO): intracellular signal transduction; peptidyl-serine phosphorylation; positive regulation of DNA-templated transcription
Molecular function (GO): magnesium ion binding; protein serine/threonine kinase activity; ATP binding
Source: RefSeq, a predicted model, not a curated record